This is a messenger RNA of Striga hermonthica, 981 nucleotides long. Lineage: Eukaryota; Viridiplantae; Streptophyta; Magnoliopsida; Lamiales; Orobanchaceae. The record is from the annotation of a GenBank genome assembly.
AUGGCCGGCGCUGGAAUGCACCACUAUCAUCAGCCGUGGCCGCCGGCCGUCGCACCUCCUCCGGUAUCGGCCGCAGCUCCACCGCCGCCGCCUCCCCAUGCCCUCCCGUCUCCCAUCCCCAUGGACAGUCCCGCCGCUCGCGCUCACCCGGACGAGGUGCGGACGAUAUUUAUUUCUGGUUUGCCGGAGGAUGUUAAAGAGAGGGAGCUGCAGAAUCUGCUGAGGUGGCUGCAGGGAUACGAGGCGUCGCAGGUGAACUUCAAAGGCGAGCAUCCGAUGGGCUUUGCCCUUUUCGCCACUGCACAGCUUGCUAUGAAUGCUAGGGAUGCACUUCAGGGCAUGGUGUUUGAUGCGGACUCGAAGUCUGUCUUGCACAGUGAGAUGGCGAAGAAGAAUCUGUUUGUCAAAAGGGGGAUUGUUGCUGAUACAAAUGCUUAUGAUCAGAGUAAGCGACUUCGAACAGGAGGUGAUUAUACACACACUGCUUAUUCAACAUCUCCUUUCCAUCCUCCCCCACCACAUUUUUGGGGACCACACGGGUAUAUGUCCCCUGCUCCUCCCCCUUAUGAUCCAUAUGGUGGUUACGCGGUUCCUCCUGUUCCAAUGCCUGCUCCAGCUCCAGUGCCAGCACCGAGCAGUUAUGUUCCUGUUCAGAAUACCAAAGAUAACCCUCCAUGCAAUACCCUUUUCAUUGGCAAUCUUGGUGAGAAUAUUAAUGAAGAAGAGCUGCGUGGCCUUUUCAGUGCCCAACCUGGAUUUAAGCAGAUGAAAGCAUUAAGACAAGAUCGACACACCGUUUGCUUUAUUGAAUUCGAAGAUGUGAACAGUGCCACUAAUGUGCAUCGCAGUUUACAGGGUGCCGUUAUACCUAGUUCCGGUUCUGUUGGCAUGCGCAUUCAAUAUCCUUUAUUCCUUCUAUUAUUUUUACAUUGUCUCUGUGGUGUUCAUAAUUUAAUUUGGGGCCCAUCGUACAUUUUCUAA